AUGACUGACUUCUCAGAAUCAUCCUCUGAUGAACUCCUUCAACAGGCCCUCCCAGUGGAUGAUGCUGAUGGGUGUGAACCGCCGAACUUGUCAACAGCACUCUUAUCCGCCAGCGGUUACCUUCGGCAUGUCAGGUAAAAUUAUUUCUAGUUGGUUAUUUCAAGGUACGAAUCCUCUCAAUACCCGGAGGUUAUCGUCUCGGAUAAACACCGUAAAGAAGCUAUUAGGGUGCGUUUUCGUUAGAAAUUUAUUCUAAGAUUCAGUCACCCACAGCAACGGAGGACGCAAAACAAAAACCUCUGUCAUCCAUGUCAAGGGAAUGGCAACAACUUCAGGCUAACUUAUUUAUGAGUGCCAAGCGAGUACGUUUUGAAGGUGACCGGUUAAUUUUUAGGAGUUCGAUAUGAUAAAAGCAAAUGUGAAACUUUCCCCAUCCCAUAUAGUAAGUCUGGUUGUUUUUAUCACUUUGUGGAUUGCCUUCACAGCAUGUAAAUUACAUCUUAAACAGCGUUUUCAGCUCCAUGCAUCUCUAAUCUGUUUGAAUUUACAGCACGCCUUUUAAACACGUGUGAUAUGUUGCUUGGAAUAGUUUUCAAACGUCUGUUUAACCGUUUGAAACGCCAAAGUGAUCCCCUGUUGAGUAUAACCCUUUAAGCUCAAAACAAUGGAACGCAUGUAAAGUGUAAUGCAUCUACGAGGCAUCAGGAUACACAUGCGGCGCCAGUUUAUGUCGUAAUAUUUAGCCAGUGUAUGUGGUGCGAAUGGUUUUUUACCUUAUAUUCUUCUUGUCUAGCAAGGCUUAGUGUGUUGUUUCCACGUCGCCAUCCUGAUAUUUGCCUACUUCUCAUCGAUCGACCGGUCGGCCCCAACAGCACAAUGCUAUACUACUGGCUGCCUGUUGGCGGUUUGUGAAUAUUAAGCGGUUAUUCCGCAGUAGCUGAUGGAUUUCAGCUCAAAUAUUCAUAUCAAAUUUCGGACCGUGCCUGAGAAGGCCUGUUUCAAAAGAGUUACUCCAAGUUCGCGCAUUAAUUUCCUCGGAAAUUAAGCAAGGCAAGGUUAAUCUAUACACUUUCAUGCCCUUCAGACGUUGGGAAGGCGGGAUCUACGCAAGCUCGUUUAAUUUGUUGAACAUAUGCGUACCUGUCUGUCGAGGGCGCGGCUGGAUCACUUUAUCCCACAUCGGCUCAACAGUCUUUGCAAGCCUUAUCUACAGUUUCUGUCGAGACCGCGUUGUGUGCACUCAACAUGUCUGCAAAACCACCUUGCUUAUUAACUAUGUCUGGAUCCCUACUUGCCUGCUUGACUCUUGACAUUUGCACUCCCGCGUGUGCUUCUUCGCCCUCUAGUACUGUUUACAGAGCUUUGUUUGCCCACUAGUGGGCUUUCAUCAGCAAGGGCGAAAAUUAGGGAAACCUUAUACUGGACACCCAGGGAAGUGAGCAUGGUAUCUAAACGUUGUCAGCAACAGUCAUGAUAAGCGGAGAAAAAAGACUUCAUUGACCGUUCUCCUCAGUGUCUAUGGUCUUUUCCUUACUAGAUUCCAGCCUGGGAUAUCACCCUUUAUCUCAAUGGCUCUCACAGGCAAAGGUGGUUUGCCUUUUUGGAUUACUUUCCCAUUCCUAUAUACAUCAAGCGGAAAGUGAUUACUGGCGAUUUUUCGAAUUGCACGAGCCUUGUCAACGAAGGCACCUGUCCUGUUCGUGUAGGGAACGAAGUACGAGGCUUGCCUAUUGUACCGAAGAGCAACUCUAUUUCCGCUACUGUACGAACCUGGUCUGUUUAGGGGAACCCACUUGACUGCUGCCCAUGUCAUGGGGCUUUCAAAAAUGCUAACGACGUGGGUGUGCAGACAAUUCCAGUCCUGCAACGUCUGAUUUAAGCUUUGUGUCACUCACUAACUUUGCCAACCAACAAAGCACUUGCCUUUGGGUAGAUUUCAAAUUCGUGUCAAGGUUUGUGUGAAAAUCGGAUAAUUGCUGUCUUUGUUACAAAAGCAAUUUCCAUUCUAAGGAGUUUGGCAUACUUUUUAUUCAUUAAACGUGUAGGGAUAAACUGUUUUCAGUCAGCAGCGUUUUGUUAAGACACUUCAUAUCAUUGUCAUUACUUCUAGAACCCUUCAUCCUCGGAGAUGGAACUCGCAGAUUCAAGAGCCUGGUUUUCUCAAACUACGCCGAGGAUAUCGCACUUCAAUUCUCUGUCACAAGUUUGUUUACGAUAGCACUUAUGGAAAUCUGCCGUUUUAGAAAACUGUCGUUGAGAUUCUCCAAACACUAAUGCCCCUUUGCACACCCACGAAUUGGAAUAGUAGCCUUGUAAGUGUUUCGGAAGAUUAGGAAUUUCUUGCAUUCUUCUCCUGUCCUUUCAUUUUUCGAGUUAAUUUACUUGGUUUGCGGACUGCCAUUUUUAACAGCCCUUGUUUAUUUUGUGUUUUCCGGGCCGUGCAAUAGUUUGCCCGUUGUUUUACCAGGUAGGCUGUGGUAGUGACUUGCACAUCAAUUUAUCUAUGAUCAAAUGAACUUUCAUUACGUCUGCCUUGCUCACAUCUACGGUAUUUUAAUGGUUAGGUACUCUUAGGCCGGACGGUGGUGAGAAUGGACACCGUGACUGUCAAAGCUAAACAGCCAGUCUGCGCAUCACUCAUCGGAUGGUCUUUAAUGCCGUACUAGUUGUGCUUAAGUGAUGUAUAGGUCUCAAUCCCGCAUGGGCAGGUUCUAUGAGAGUCAUAUCAAGAAGAAGCCAUUGCAGUCCGACCCGCGCUCCAGAUGACCGAGUUUGCCGGUCGGUUGGUAACCUUCUGUCCACGACUUGUAGCGCGUUGUGGUAGCGUUCCUGGAAGUUAGAUUUACAGUGAUGAGAAAUGCGCUGAUUUGCCUCGAGGAAGGGUACCCCAGUGUAAGUUUCACCUAGUUCACGUUCCACCCACCAGUAGCUUGUUCGAGCAUUUCCGUCAGCCGGUGAUUAUAUAGAAAGCGGUGGAUAACAUGGCGUGAACCCCUCUCUAACUCGUGUUACAUGCCCCGAUUACCCCAUACAUUGGUCAAAUAAACUCCCUCGGCCUUAGUAGCAAGGCGCAAUAUCAAUGUCAUUUUUUUCUUCCAAAAAGCAGCUUAUUUCGUGCCUUACACUUUAACUUCCGACUAUUUACUUAUAUUCAUAGGAGUGCCAUUUGUUGUUGGAUUUUUGUGGCGCUAUUUCUGUCCAGCGGGCUUUUGGUUGACUAUCGCUGUCUACUAUUUAAAAACAGCUAGUCCUCUGUAUGGCUCAGUAAAGCCUUCGUUUCAAGGCAUAUCAAGCUCAUGCCAUUCUGACCUUUAGAUGCGAAUUAGAUGGCCACCCUUCGUCAUACCGAAUUUACAACCUGAAAUAAUCUCACCCUGUUUUUUGGUAUUCAAUUAGAUCGCGUUCUUUUGUGUUGGCAAAUAUUUCUCACUAUGACUUAAACGCGAUGUCACUGAUGUUCGCUUCUAUCAGAUGUCACUUCUGUUGUCCUUAUCUCACCUAUUUGUCUCACUCACGUCUUAAAAUCUAUGCCAGGAAAUGAUUCACCACCUUUUUAUGUUAAGGAACCGUGGAUUUAUUCAGUCCUCUUAGCACUUGAACAACCACUUCAUCCAGACACCUACCAUUCUCUUCGUCGAUUGGCUAAAUCAUUUCGAAAAAUAGCUUCCGUGAGUUUUUUCAUAUUUCUACCUGUCUAGCCGAAGCCCUCUUGUCCGCCAUGAGCCUUUAAGCGUUGAUAUAAACAUCUGUCUUUCAGAUUCAGUUCCAGUUUACUUGAGGGAAACAUAGGUGUCGAACCUUUGAACUCCCCAUUUGUUACAAGCAAGCGAAUUAUAUCAAAAAUUUGAAAAUGCAAACAUUAAACAGCUACAGAAUUUUUUUCAGAUUGACAAAGUCUUCGGAACCAGACAAAUAAACGAGUUGUUCCAAGUGUUAAAAACAUUAACGUUACUAAAUGUGCUGUACAGUUGUCUGUCUAUGGAUAAUUGGUGCUGUCUCAGUUUCUGAGGGAGACGAAUUGAAUGCCAACUCAAAGAAAUCAGCAGGUAAGAGACAGCAGUCCCGGUCGCGCAUUAUACGGGAUGUUUGUAUAUGGUCGCCUCUUAGCUGUCUGUAACUCAGUGGAAAAAGGCCGAGAUUGGCUAGUUGUGUUUCAUAGGGUAGUGAACCCUGUCUACCUACGAGUUGGGCUUCCCGCCUUUGAACUUUCUCAAGGAUGCCGAGAUCUUUAGAGGCCUAGGGUUCCCACACCUGAAUAGCGAACUCUAACUGUGGCCGUACAAAUGUGUGAAAGUCUUUAACGAGGCAGUCCUCACCAAGUUUACUGAAUCAUUUUCCCGUGGGACCGGCAGUGUAAGGGACGCGUAGACACCUGCGAAUCGAAAUUGCAGUGAGGAAAUGGGAUCAUUGUGGUAUGAAAAGUGGCAGUAUAAGACGCGCUUCGAAUCCCCUUCUGGAGAGGGGUGAUGUUUUUUAAUUGAUCACUACUAUGCGAUUGUCUGUAAGGUCUUCGGGUCGGAGCUCCAGGACGAUACGGCACACCUGCGUCCCACGACCUAGCCGAAAAGACUCGAGCCCCGGGUUGAAGUAUGUUUCCCUAGCCACGACUGAUAAUCUGAGUAUGACUGUCCUAGUCCCCAUUGUUUGCGUCAACCAUGUCUAUAUGAGAUUUGAACUUAGGUCAACACAUCUAGCACUAGUGAUCCCGGCUUGUGAGCAGUGUCAAUAUUUGCUUCCAUCGGUAGUGGUGCCAUCACUUCUGAGGUCCCUUUUUGUGUGGUAGUGUGAAGUACACACAAUUUGCAGUCUUUCUGUUUCCCAUAUACUCUAAAAUACUUAGGCCUAGUAUUUUGCGCCCCCAGUCAUUUAAGUAAAAACAGGCCACAAUCGAUGUCCAUGCUACGAUUCAUUUAGCGUUGAACUUCCGACUACAUUCCGAUACCCCUUGUAUCGGCGUGUCUUAGCCAUGGUUUUUGCAAAAUGAAAAUUCCAAAUUACCUGUUAUCACUGCUUUCGCCUCUCAUUUUUAGAAAUCGGACCAGACGGCCUCCAAGAACACUGGCAGGCGCUUGAUGUUUUGCGAAAUAGUCAUUGCCAUUGUUGCUUUCGUCUUUGGCCAGCUUGAUCUUGUCACCUCUUAA
Molecule: messenger RNA, 5141 nt
Organism: Spirometra erinaceieuropaei
Lineage: Eukaryota; Metazoa; Platyhelminthes; Cestoda; Diphyllobothriidea; Diphyllobothriidae
Source: the annotation of a GenBank genome assembly